AUGGCCUAUAAAGAAGAAAAGAAGACGAGCAUGCAUUUGGGCCGUAUACAGCAAGGAAAAGACGAGUCCUUGCGAAGCAAUGUGCGACGCUUCAGCUUGGUAUCGGGGCAAAUUCCGGAUCUGCCUGAUGGGGUGGCCUUUGAUAACUUUUUAAGAGGACUUAAGAAAGGUUCCUUUAAGUUUGACUUGGUGAGAAAGAGUGUGAGAACCAUGGCUGAUGCCCUGGACGAAGCCGAAUCCUUUAUCCAUGCCACAGAUAUAUGUUCUGUCCCGAAAGAGUCUAAGGGAACUGAGACCGCAGACCACCCUAAGUGCAAGGAUAAGACAGAUAAAAAGACCAAACGUCCAAAUGGGACGUGGUCCAUGGAGAAGAAGGGGUAUCAGGCUAACUCCUCACAAGGGCAGAAGAGAGGACGACCCUAUGAUAAAGAGAAAUUUUAA
Messenger RNA from Spinacia oleracea (spinach), 441 nucleotides. RefSeq lists its product as uncharacterized. The transcript has a single exon. Bases 1 to 441 code for a protein of 146 amino acids. Lineage: Eukaryota; Viridiplantae; Streptophyta; Magnoliopsida; Caryophyllales; Amaranthaceae. The record is from RefSeq and is a predicted model, not a curated record.